CCCCGCCCCGAAGCAAACGGCCCCGUGCCGGCGCAAAGCUGCCGAGAGCCGGCAGCGUGACCCGUGCGCUCCGGAACCCGCCCGCCGAUGGCCACCACGCUGACGCCUACGCAGCGCUACUCGGCGGGGGCGCUGCUGGCGCUCGCGCUCCGCCAGGCGCAGAUCCACCAGUCCGUGCCCCUCGGCGGCGGCUCCGCCGACGACGAGGAGCGCGCCAGCAGCGCCAGCGGGGGCUCCUCCGCCUCCACCGCCACCAGCAGCGCCUCGGGCUCGGACGCCGCCGCGGACGCCGACCUCUGGACGCACGACUCCCGCGGCCUCCUCCGCCCCGUCUUCAGGUUCCUGGAGAUCGAACCCCAGGCGUGGGCUGGCCUGGAGGAGACCGCCGCGUCGCCCGAGGCCAAGCAUCACAUCGGCGCGUUUCUAAGGAUAAUCUUUGAAGAACACGGUGCGAGCUCUUCUGAUAGAUUGGAGCAGGAACACGCCUUGGCGAAAGCAGUUGAUGUCAUGGCAAUGAGCUUGGGCAGUGGUAUUGUGCCAGAUGAGAAAAUCAAAGAGGAGGGUAAAGACUCCACGACUUCUAGCUCUGGAACCGCAGAAUCACCAGAGGCAGGCUCACCUGAGAACUUGCUUGGAAUUGACAAGUUGUCCUUGGAUGAUGUUCCUGCUAAGCAUCACCGGAAGAUGGCAUUGCUGUAUGCACUUCUCUCUGCGUGCGUGGCUGAUAAACCCGUAUCACAAGAGGAAGAGGAGAGGAAGUCGUCUCACUUCAGGAAGGGUUAUGAUGCUCGGCAUCGUGUUGCUCUUCGGUUGAUAGCAACGUGGCUUGACAUCAAGUGGAUCAAAAUGGAAGCUAUAGAGGUAAUGGUCGCAUGCUCUGCCAUGGCUGCGGCAAAGGAGCAAGAACAAGAGCGAGAAACCGCAUCACCGAAGAGCAAGUGGGAAAAAUGGAAGCGUGGAGGCAUUAUUGGUGCAGCUGCCUUGACCGGAGGAGCAUUGCUGGCUAUUACAGGGGGUUUAGCUGCACCAGCUAUUGCGGCAGGAUUUGGUGCCCUAGCUCCAACACUUGGCACACUUGUCCCAUUCAUAGGAGCUAGUGGAUUUGCUGCUAUGGCUGCUGCAGCAGGAUCUGUUGCUGGCUCUGUAGCAGUAGCUGCUUCAUUUGGAGCUGCUGGAGCUGGCUUGACGGGAAGCAAAAUGGCGAGACGAAUUGGAAAAGUGAAAGAAUUUGAGUUCAAACCUAUUGGCGAUAACCACAAUCAGGGUCGCCUUGCGGUUGGCAUCUUGGUCUCUGGAUUUGCUUUUGAUGAGGACGACUUCUGCAAACCUUGGGAAGGAUGGAAGGAUAACCUAGAGAAGUACAUCCUUCAAUGGGAGAGUAAGCAUAUAAUUGCAGUGAGUACAGCAAUACAGGAUUGGCUGACAUCAAGACUUGCAAUGGAAUUGAUGAAACAAGGUGCAAUGAGAACUGUCUUAAGUGGUCUUCUUGCAGCAUUUGCUUGGCCUGCUACGUUGCUUGCAGCUACUGAUUUUAUUGAUAGUAAAUGGUCCGUUGCUAUUGACAGAUCGGACAAGGCAGGAAAAAUGCUUGCUGAAGUGCUUCUAAAGGGACUGCAAGGAAACAGGCCUGUGUCUCUCAUUGGGUUCUCGCUAGGAGCACGAGUUAUAUUCAAGUGUUUACAAGAGCUUGCUUUGUCAAGCGACAAUGAGGGACUUGUCGAGAGGGUUGUGCUCCUAGGUGCACCAGUUUCGGUCAAGGGUGAGCAGUGGGAGCCUGCCAGGAAGAUGGUUUCAGGAAGAUUUGUCAAUGUGUACUCGAGAGAUGACUGGAUUCUUGGUGUUACCUUCCGAGCAAGUCUGCUCACCCAAGGAUUAGCUGGCAUCCAGGCCAUUGAUGUGCCUGGUGUCGAGAAUGUUGACGUUACCGAGCUUGUUGAUGGCCAUUCGUCGUACUUGUCAGCUGCCCAACAGAUCCUAGAGCAUCUUGAAUUGAAUACCUACUAUCCUGUUUUUGCCCCCCUUCCGGUAGUCAGCAAAUAGAAGAUGUAACAGUUGCACAGUAUGCAUUUGGGACAAGAUGUAAAUAUCUCCGUGAGAAAAAAAAACUUCUAAAUUUACUAACGCUUUUACAUAUAUAUUUACUUAACAGAUGUUAAAAUA
Messenger RNA from Panicum hallii, 2160 nucleotides. Its product is annotated as transmembrane and coiled-coil domain-containing protein 4-like. The transcript has 15 exons. The coding region runs from base 88 to 2040 and encodes 650 amino acids. NCBI's taxonomy places the organism in Eukaryota, Viridiplantae, Streptophyta, Magnoliopsida, Poales, Poaceae. The record is from RefSeq and is a predicted model, not a curated record.